This is a messenger RNA of Sorghum bicolor (sorghum), 1517 nucleotides long. RefSeq names its product remorin 4.1. Bases 190 to 1068 code for a protein of 292 amino acids. NCBI's taxonomy places the organism in Eukaryota, Viridiplantae, Streptophyta, Magnoliopsida, Poales, Poaceae. The transcript is spliced from 2 exons. The record is from RefSeq and is a predicted model, not a curated record.
UCUCGGGUUGCCUGCCCAUCCCAUCCUCCUCUCCUUGAUAAACUCCGUGGUCCGCACCGAGCCGAGCCACGCACAGGCAGGCACUGGCACGCUCGCACGCACGCACGCACCAGCACCACAUGCAUGGUGGAGCCUAGCACGGGCAGCUAGCUAUAGCUCCCCGCCGCCGGCGACGACCACCACCACCACAUGUUGCAUGAGCAGCAGGCACCGCCAUCACCACCGCCGGAAGUAGAAGCAGCGCCACCGCCCGUGCCAUCGGCGCCGAGCCCGGCCAGGAACCACCACCACCACGACGGCGACGGCGACGUCCACGAUGUCGAGGUCACGACGUUCCGCGACAUCCACCCUCUGACGCCCGACGUGCCGACGCCCCCCGCGCGCACCAGGUCCUGGGACACCGCCAGCCACCGCUCCUUCUCGUCCGAGGAGCAGUUCAUGACGAUGAGCCGCGAGUUCACGGCCAUGGUCGCCGCCGGGGCGACCAUGCAGACAGGCGGCGGCGCCAACGGUAACGGCGGGUACGACGGCGACCAGCUCACCAGCAUCGGCGAGGACGAGCUGGAGGAGACCAACCCGCUGGCUAUCGUCCCCGACAGCCACCCCAUCGCCACGCCCGCCAGGUCCAGGGCGUCCGCCGCCGCCUCCGCCUCCGGGCUGGAGGUCGUGCCGGCGCCGACGCCGACGCCGCAGCAGCCGCCCGCGCACGUGGAGGCCAGCCAGGUGAAGAAGGAGGAGGUGGAGACCAAGGUGUCGGCGUGGCAGACGAACGAGGUGGCCAAGAUCAACAACCGCUUCAAGAGGGAGGAGGUGGUCAUCAACGGCUGGGAGACCGAGCAGGUGGAGAAGGCCUCCGCAUGGCUCAAGAAGAUCGAGAGGAAGCUGGACGAGCAGCGCGCCAAGGCGGUGGAGAAGACGCAGAACGACAUCGCCAAGGCGCGGCGCAAGGCGGAGGAGAAGCGGGCGUCAGCGGAGGCCAAGCGAGGCCUGAAAUUGGCCAAGGUGCUGGAGCUCGCCAACUUCAUGAAGGCCGUCGGCAGGGUGCCCACCAAGCGCUCCUUCUUCUAGCCGGCCGAUCUAUCCCUGGCACCUCCGAUCCCCAGUGCUGCUGCUACUGCUGCUGCCUAAAGCUACGACCAUAGCUAGCUCUCUCUGUGUCCCUGCGUGAUCGAUGUACGCUCGACGCUGCAUCCGAGAACCUAACUGUAAAAAAGAAAAAUUGUAAGCUGUAUACGUACUGCCUGCUGGUUCCCUGUGAUGCCUGUGAUCCAUCACAGGGUGGCCGUUCUUCUCCUUUUUUUUUUUGCUGGCUUGUACUAUAUAUCGAUCCAUAUGGUGGUGCUUGAACGAACUGUUUGCUUAACCCUGCAAACAUACAGUACUCCAUUACAUUCAGAAACCACAACACUGCAACUAAGAGCUGUUUGUUACUUGUUCAGGAAAUAGAAUACGGCCACAUUGCAUCGCUGCAGUGGGUGAAGGUUUUUCUUUGAAAUGAACGUGAAGGUUUUUUUCUU